AUGAAUAAUCAAACAUUCACAACUAAUAGAGAUGAAUUGAUAAAGUUAACAAAAGAUCAACUGUUUAAGAUCUGUGUAGAUAAUAAUAUAACUGUGAAAAAAAGUAGCAACAAAACAACAAUAAUAGAUGAUAUUAUCAUUAUCAAAGAAGAAAGAGAUUGUUUACAAAAGAAAUUGGUGGAUGACAAUCCUUCAAAUCAAUUUCAUCGAGGUCAUGUUGAAUACAAAUUACCAGUGUUGAUCUUAACAAAAAUAUUUGAAUUAACUUGGAUGAUAUCAACCUAUGAUCGCCGCACUCUUUUAAUAACAUACAGACAAGCAUUACAACUGACAUUAAUCAACAAACAAUUAUUUGGUAUCGUCAGUGAGAUGUUCAACAAAGUACAACUUCGAGUAAUCGAAAAAUCCAAACAAAUAGAGGAUCUUUAUAAUAGACUUACCAAUGUAUGGUGUCCAAUUAAACAUAUUGUUAAACUUGAUAUCGGAAUACCCAUUUUCGAAGCGUUUAUAAAACAACCAUCUGUUCAUCUCACUCAUAUUCUAUCAACUGUUGAAAAGUUACAUAUUCAUCAUGAAACUAAUUGUGGACGUUUAAAAGUAACUAGCAUCAAGACUUUUGGGACAAUUGCCACCAAUCUUCGUUCGCUCUACCUUCAUUCUGUAACAAUGAUACCUGCACACCUGAAUGCAAUCUGUUCAAUUAAAUCACUUAGAAAGAUCGACAUUUCCUCCACUUUUAACCGUCCACGCGAUAUUCUCACAAUAUUGUGUAACGGUUUACCUUUACUCGAAUCAAUCAAAUCUUCAUAUCUUAAAGUGACCGAUAUUCCAAUUGCAAGUCGCUCAAGAAUUAGAAAGCUUUCAGAUGUUAGCUUGAGCGAAACCGAUGAAACAUUUGAAUUUCCAAAUCUUCAAAAGAUAUCUUUUGCAUACAACACCGUAGAUCCCGAUCGCAGUUUCUUUAAAUAUUUCUCGCUCUCCAAUAUCACACAUCUAUCGGUUUACUUGAAAAGUAAUAUCUAUCAAUGGAUACCAAUCAUCAUAGAAUUAAAGUGUCUGGUCACUCUCGAAGAUUUAGAGUAUCAUUGUCGAAGUGAUGGCAAAGUAAUGAACAUACCCAAAUAUAGCAUACCAGCAACACUAUCUCGAAUCAUCAUUGCCACCGAUGAAUUAUUAAAACCAGACAACUUAUUGAUUGAUAUUGGAUUUCAAUAUUCCAAAAGUAUUCAUUUAAAUGAAUAUGAUUGCAAAAUGAUUUAUAAUAAAAUCAUUAUUAAUUAA
Heterostelium album PN500 is the source of this 1281-nucleotide messenger RNA. RefSeq lists its product as uncharacterized. NCBI's taxonomy places the organism in Eukaryota, Evosea, Eumycetozoa, Acytosteliales, Acytosteliaceae. The record is from RefSeq and is a predicted model, not a curated record. Bases 1 to 1281 code for a protein of 426 amino acids. The transcript is spliced from 2 exons.